GAAGGAGGAACUGCUUUUAUUAUCGCCCGAGAGCUGCUGUAAUGGCGGUGUCUCGACGCUCAUCGCAGCAGCAACAACAGCAAAAUACUUUACAGUCUCCGCCGAGAAACAUCUCUCUUUCUGGCGCUCCUCCGGGCUCUCCGCCGAUGGCUUUGCUGACCUCGGCCGUCGGACCUUCGGAGAAUGAGAGGGAGUGCAGCGGAGGGAUUGAAAUGGCUUUGGCCUCCCCAGACCUACCAGCCCCGGCCUUAGCGAGCAGUGCGAGCUCCACCACGACAACCUCUGGCGGAGGUAGCAGCAGUGUUUCGAGCCCAGGCUCUGGAGCUGCCAGUCCCACCGACGGCAGCAGCGGCAUCGGUGGGGCGUUCAGGGAGUUGUUCGAGGCCUGUCGUAAUGGAGACGUAUCCAGAGUAAAGAGACUUGUGGAUUCGGUGAAUGUAAACGCGAAGGACAUGGCUGGUCGAAAAUCAACCCCCCUUCAUUUCGCUGCGGGCUUUGGUAGAAAAGAUGUUGUGGAGCACCUUCUGCAGACUGGGGCCAAUGUUCACGCUAGGGAUGAUGGAGGUCUCAUCCCCCUGCAUAAUGCCUGCUCUUUUGGACACGCAGAAGUCCCUUCCUCUUUAUUAAUAUGCACAGCAUUCUGGGUAACACAAAAAAGGAACGUUAAAAUGCAAGUUUUUGUUUAUUUCAUCUUAUCUUUUGCAGUGUUACUGCAACACGGAGCUGAUCCUAACAUCCGCAACACCGAUGGCAAGUCUGCUCUGGAUCUGGCUGACCCUUCAGCUAAGGCGGUUCUCACUGGUGAAUACAAGAAGGAUGAACUUUUGGAAGCAGCAAGGAGUGGAAAUGAAGAAAAACUGAUGGCACUGCUGACUCCAUUAAAUGUCAACUGUCACGCCAGCGAUGGUCGCAAGUCAACAUCACAAAAAAUGCUGUCUACACCGCUGCACCUGGCUGCUGGGUACAACCGGGUCCGCAUCGUCCAGCUCCUCCUUCAGCAUGGGGCUGAUGUUCACGCCAAGGACAAAGGUGGUCUGGUUCCUCUUCACAACGCCUGCUCCUACGGUCACUACGAGGUCACCGAGCUUCUGCUUAAACAUGGAGCCUGUGUGAACGCAAUGGACCUGUGGCAGUUCACUCCCCUCCACGAGGCAGCAUCCAAGAACCGAGUGGAGGUUUGUUCCUUGCUGCUAAGCCACGGGGCUGACCCCACCCUCCUAAACUGCCACAGCAAGAGUGCUGUGGACAUGGCUCCGACUCCAGAGCUGAAAGAAAGGCUUACCUAUGAGUUCAAAGGUCACUCAUUGCUGCAGGCAGCCAGGGAGGCGGAUGUGGCCAAAGUGAAGAAGACACUGGCUCUGGAAAUUAUCAGCUUCAAACAUCCUCAGACCAACGAAACAGCUCUGCACUGUGCUGUGGCUUCACCCCACCCUAAGAGAAAGCAGGUGACCGAGUUGUUGCUGCGUAAAGGUGCCAACAUCAAUGAGAAGAACAAAGACUUCAUGACUCCGUUGCACGUCGCUGCCGAGAGAGCUCACAAUGAUAUCCUUGAGGUGCUGCAGAAACAUGGAGCAAAGGUCAAUGCCGUGGACACUCUGGGUCAGACAGCUCUUCAUAGAGCGGCGCUGGCUGGUCACAUCCAGACCUGCAAGCUGCUGCUGAGUUACGGGGCCGACCCCUCCAUUGUGUCUCUGCAGGGCUUCACCGCUGCUCAGAUGGGCAACGAGGCUGUGCAACAGAUCCUCAACGAAAAUGUUCCCACACGUAACUCUGAUGUGGACUACAGGUUUCUGGAGGCGGCCAAAGCAGGAGAUCUGGAUACAGUGCAACAACUUUGCACCCCCCAGAAUGUAAACUGUCGGGACUUGGAGGGGCGCCACUCCACUCCUCUGCACUUUGCGGCCGGUUACAAUCGAGUGGCUGUCGUUGAAUACCUGCUACACCAUGGAGCUGACGUUCACGCCAAAGACAAGGGUGGUCUUGUUCCCCUCCACAAUGCAUGCUCCUAUGGUCACUAUGAAGUGGCCGAGUUGCUGGUCAGACAUGGAGCUUCGGUGAACGUGGCCGACCUUUGGAAGUUCACCCCUCUUCACGAGGCUGCGGCCAAAGGAAAAUAUGAAAUCUGCAAACUGCUACUCAAACAUGGAGCCGACCCAAGCAAGAAGAACCGCGAUGGCAACAUGCCGCUGGACAUGGUGAAAGAUGGGGACACGGACAUCCAGGACCUGCUGAGGGGCGAUGCCGCCCUGCUGGAUGCUGCCAAGAAGGGCUGCCUGGCCCGGGUCCAGAAGCUCUGCUCCCCGGAGAAUAUCAACUGCAGAGACACACAGGGGCGCAACUCCACACCGCUUCACCUCGCAGCUGGCUACAACAACCUUGAAGUGGCGGAGUAUCUAUUAGAACACGGGGCCGACGUCAACGCACAGGACAAAGGAGGCCUUAUCCCUCUUCAUAAUGCUGCCUCUUACGGGGCCGGGCCCCUCACUGACCUGGCUGCUGCCGCUGCCACAGGGUCCUCCGGGGUGGCAGAUGGAGCCACUGGCACUGACCGCAAGGAAGGGGAAAUGGCAAUGCUGGACAUGAACAUAAGUCAAUUCCUGAAGAGUCUGGGCCUGGAGCACCUCAGGGACAUCUUUGAGAGAGAGCAGAUCACACUGGAUGUGCUGGCUGACAUGGGCCAUGAGGAGCUGAAGGAGAUCGGGAUUAAUGCAUAUGGCCACCGACACAAGCUCAUCAAGGGAGUUGAGAGGCUGCUGGGCGGCCAACAAGGUGGCAACCCAUACCUGACAUUCCACUGUGCCAGCCAGGGAACCAUUCUUAUAGACCUCGCCCCAGACGACAAGGAGUACCAGUCAGUGGAGGAGGAGAUGCAGAGCACCAUCAGAGAGCACAGAGAUGGAGGCAAUGCCGGUGGUGUCUUCAGCAGAUACAACAUCAUUAAGAUUCAAAAGGUGGUAAACAAGAAGCUGAGGGAACGUUACACCCACAGGCAGAAGGAGAUCGCAGAUGAGAACCACAACCAUCACAAUGAGCGGAUGUUGUUUCACGGCUCCCCGUUUAUCAAUGCCAUCAUUCACAAAGGCUUUGAUGAGCGUCACGCCUACAUAGGAGGGAUGUUUGGAGCGGGUAUCUAUUUUGCAGAGAACUCCUCAAAAAGCAAUCAAUACGUCUACGGCAUCGGUGGAGGCACUGGCUGCCCAACACACAAAGACCGAUCCUGCUACCUGUGCCACAGGCAAAUGCUUUUCUGCCGAGUGACUUUGGGGAAGUCAUUCCUACAGUUCAGUGCCAUGAAGAUGGCUCACGCUCCCCCAGGACAUCAUUCAGUAAUCGGGCGGCCCAGUGUUAACGGCCUAGCUUACGCCGAGUAUGUCAUCUACAGAGGAGAGCAGGCCUACCCAGAGUACCUCAUCACCUAUCAGAUCCUUAAGCCUGAGAGCGCAGCGCAGUCUGCAGCAGGAGCCGAGCAGAAGUCGUAGUUACUUCAUGUUACACAAACUCACACAAAGACUCGAUGCUUGCUUCUUUUUCCCCCCAUUUGUAUUGCAAAUGCCUAAACACCGUUUUUAUUUACCAAACACAUUUCCAGUUUUCUGUCCAGUAGAGCCCAUGGUGACCAGUGCUUCAUGAGCAGAUAUGCUGUAAUACUCCUCAUGGUGAUUUUCUUUUAGU
Neolamprologus brichardi is the source of this 3672-nucleotide messenger RNA. NCBI's taxonomy places the organism in Eukaryota, Metazoa, Chordata, Actinopteri, Cichliformes, Cichlidae. The record is from RefSeq and is a predicted model, not a curated record.